AUGGAACGUGUGCGCAUUCGAUACGUUCUGACGGGGGCCUGCCCGUCCACCUACUCGGGACGUGUGGUGCACGGCUCUGUUCCCCUCAUGCAGCCGAACGGCUGUGAGACUACAAUUGAGAUGGUGAAGGCGCAGUUCCGCUCGAACUGGCCAGAUGAUAUGAAGGAGCUGGCAGGGCGCAUUUCCAAUUCGGGGAUCCGCGUGCUUAAGGCAGGACGCGUGCUGAAUGAUGGCGACUCGCUGACGGGGCAUCUCACGCUCUCGGAGCGGAAGGCGUGCCUUGUGUCGAGCGACACGAACGUUGGGGAUGCGAAUGACGAGACGCAGAAACCUUCGGUGCUGAUACACAUGGUCAUCCAGGGGAACCGCGCUUCGCCAGCGGAGAACUCGAAGGAAAAAAGCAAGGUGAGCACCACGGCGGAGGGCGGUAACGGCGAGGGGCACGAGGUGAAGAAAGAUAGCUGCUGCUGUGUUAUGUAG
Leishmania mexicana MHOM/GT/2001/U1103 is the source of this 480-nucleotide messenger RNA. RefSeq lists its product as hypothetical. The record is from RefSeq and is a predicted model, not a curated record. The coding region runs from base 1 to 480 and encodes 159 amino acids. NCBI's taxonomy places the organism in Eukaryota, Euglenozoa, Kinetoplastea, Trypanosomatida, Trypanosomatidae. The transcript has a single exon.